UUCAAAUAACGUAACAGUAACAAAACAAUACGCAUGCGACUAGUCCUACUUAAGACGACAAUUAUUCAUCACCCUGUCAGUACGACUCCGGUGCCCAAUAAGUGAUUUUCGUAAUCAUGUCCGGGCUCAUCAAAGCAGCAUUGCUGUUCAAAAUAUUGGUUGUCCAAGGGAGUGUUUUUCGCGCAGAAAAAUACCUGCAAGACGUAAACCAUAUUGAGCGCUAUAAAAGUACAUAUUCAGACUUUGGUUCUGAUGACUUUGGCGAUGCAUUAAAUACCUUUGAUGUCGGUCGAAUGGAGUUCAUGCCAAGAUAUCAACACGGCCAUUUUCUCAAUCGAAAAAUAAUACCUGAUUGGUUUGCAAAACCAGCGAAUCCGGAGCUUAUGGGACCAGUUGGUCCUAUUGAACCUCUUGGUCCAAUUCGUCCUACCUGGCCAUCGUCUAAUGGUCAAGGCAGAAUCGGUUUUCCCGCCAGGCGAAACCCGAAUAACAAUAGAAGGAACAAAAUGUGUAAAAAUUUAAAGGGAUUGCCGACACCUGAGUCAGGGUGUUGCGGUGUGGAAGAGCCACGCUUCCCGAUUCAUCAACAAAAUCUAGGUUAUCCUAAUGGUCCAUUCUGGCCAGAACCCUGGAACGAACGCAACCGACGGUCAACUGACAGCGACGAACCGCCUCACAAAAUGAUAAGAGGCGGCCGGGCGACGGACUUGCAUCAGCUGCCGUGGACGGUGAGGCUGGCUAUCAACCCUCGCCUAAAGGGCCUGCACAGCCCGGACUACUGCGGCGGAACCAUAGUCAGCUCCCGAUAUGUACUCACUGCCGCCCACUGCCUGUAUAACACGUUCAAAGACAUUUCGCAACUUGAAGUUUUCUUAGCCGAGUAUGACACUGAUACCUACCCAGAGGAUUGUAUCACGAGUAAUGGGAUAAAAGAAUGUAUUCAUAAUAUCGUAAAGAAAGUCGAGCACGUGAUAAUACACAAAGAUUAUAACGACACCUACUUGCAGAACGAUGUGGCACUCUUGAGACUCAGCUCCGAUAUACCAUAUACAGAUUUCAUCAGACCCAUAUGCUUGCCGACCGAAGACGUUGCAGAUAUAAAAGGUGAAAACAUUAUCAUCGCUGGAUGGGGUAUGAACGGCAAAAAAGAGACCAAUGUGAAACAAGCAGCGAAUGUCAAUUACGUGUCCAAUGACAAAUGUAAAGAACAGUACUCGUAUAAAGACGACAGCAUGUUUUGCAGUAUCGGUGACCAUGGAGAGGACAUAUGUCAUGGCGACUCCGGGGGCCCAUUAAUGGUAUUGUCGAAAAAGAAAUAUUUGCUGUUGGGUGUUGUGAGCGGGAAACGGGGCGAUCAUGAAUGCGGAUCAUCGGUUUCCUCAUUGUUUAAUAACGUUUUCUAUCACAAAGACUGGAUAACUAAACAUGUUACAUAAAACUCAACAAACAAAAAAAAGUAUUAAUUAUAAACGUUCCAACCGUUCCAAUGAAAUGAUAAAUAACUGGAAAUUUACUGUUAGUUAUUGACUAAGAAUUAAUUGAAAGCCAUUUUAAAGAAAUUUAAAGAGAAAAUCCAAGGAAUCUGAGCUGAAGAAUAAGUUAGACGUUUUCUCAUCAAUUUAUGGAGUAAAAUAAGCUCACCGUAUUUGCCGUAUUCUGUGAUUUACGGAUUCCUUAUUUAGUUAUUAAACUAUAGAGUUACAGUUGGAUAGUUAAUUUUCAACAAUUCCCUGCAAGACGUGGUAGUUCUGGUAGCAUUCUGUACCCACACAUUUAGUGUAUUUUAUCCUUGUGCCGCCCAACGUACCUUAGGUGACCUUAAUUGAAAACAACGUAACAGGCAGCAUUUCAUUUGUCUCGUAAAAUUUUCGAUAAAAUGAAAUUAAACCUAAUUGUAAUAACAACAAGAUUUUAAUUUCCUUGGCUACUUACUUUUGUAUGGUGGGCGGCACAAGGUUAAUGAUAUGUGAUAUAUUGUCUUAUACGACAACUUAUUAUUAUACUAAAUGAUUGAAAACACUAUCUAAAGUAACACGAAUGUUAUAGUCGAGUUAAUAUGAGUUGACCUAUUUACAUCCCACUAACUUAAACCAGAAAGUUCACCCAUUACUUAGCUCUCGUAUAAAACUUAGAUUUUUUUUUGUAAUCCUUUGUCUAUACCGUAAAAAUAUAAAACUUUGCGCUUUAACAUAACUUUGCCUUUGCCGCUUUGUGUGCUUUGUUUACUUUCUGAAGAAAGUGUAUCUGUAACUACUUUUAAGUUAUUUCGCUUUUACUGGACAGUGACGCGGUGGGCAAAGUUACGUAAAGUUACGGGCUAAGUUUUAUACUUUCACGGUAAUAUUAUUGUUCUUUUUAAUGUUCCUAUUAGUUUAUAGGUAUAGACUCAAUUGUAUGUACUAAAUAAAAUUAUAAUAAUAUUAUUGUUAGUAUUGUAAAUACAUCGUGUUCAACAAAUCGCUAAAAGUA
This is a messenger RNA of Cydia fagiglandana, 2469 nucleotides long. RefSeq names its product CLIP domain-containing serine protease B9-like. Lineage: Eukaryota; Metazoa; Arthropoda; Insecta; Lepidoptera; Tortricidae. Gene Ontology annotation, molecular function: serine-type endopeptidase activity. Bases 117 to 1436 code for a protein of 439 amino acids. The record is from RefSeq and is a predicted model, not a curated record. Gene Ontology annotation, biological process: proteolysis. The transcript has 5 exons.